AUCUUAGUCACGCAUGUUCAAGCCCGCGCACUCGAAUCGCACGCCCACCAUAUCAGCCAGCGUGCAGAAAACUCGCUUCACAUACAGUAAAUAUCCAAUCGUUCUGGACCUGUACAGUACCACGCUUCCUUCAGCUGUCGGUUUUCGUAAUGGGGUUUCCACCGACGACCACAGCCUCAUUUCUUUGCCGGACUUCUUGUAUAGCUUACUUCCUCACUCUGGAUUGGCUGCAUUGCCUUUGUGGCUCAGCGGUACUCGCAGCUGCGCGUCUCUCGGAACAUUAUUCCAAUGUGAGUAAUCUUUUGGAUGCGUGCAGAUACGACAGUGUCUACUCUGUCUUGACCGCAUCGUUAUCAACGCUGCUAUUCCUUUUCCUUACUUUUGGGCGUUUGCACAGGAUGCGCGGCGCUUCACUUUAUUUUGGAUCUUCCGGGUCACUAUGGAGAACUUUUCUGUAUAAAUGGUGCUAUCUAUGGAGUCGCACGGCUGGCGAGCAAUAGCGGCGCAAGCGGUGAGGGUUGUACUGCACUAAGAAACGAUGCUACGAACAAUCCUUACGAGAACUUGGGAUUCGGUUAUAGGGUAUGGGUGGCGCAUCAGGGACAAUGGG
Alternaria alternata is the source of this 610-nucleotide messenger RNA. RefSeq lists its product as hypothetical. The record is from RefSeq and is a predicted model, not a curated record. NCBI's taxonomy places the organism in Eukaryota, Fungi, Ascomycota, Dothideomycetes, Pleosporales, Pleosporaceae. The transcript has a single exon. The coding region runs from base 150 to 500 and encodes 116 amino acids.